Trichoderma gamsii is the source of this 858-nucleotide messenger RNA. RefSeq lists its product as hypothetical. NCBI's taxonomy places the organism in Eukaryota, Fungi, Ascomycota, Sordariomycetes, Hypocreales, Hypocreaceae. Bases 1 to 858 code for a protein of 285 amino acids. The record is from RefSeq and is a predicted model, not a curated record. The transcript has 2 exons. Gene Ontology annotation, cellular component: peroxisome; peroxisomal membrane. Gene Ontology annotation, biological process: protein import into peroxisome membrane.
AUGAUCGAUGACGAUACGCUGAAAGAAGGAAUCAACCCCCCCGACUUGGACUACGAGAACAUGUCAGAAGAAGAAGUCACCAACAGAAUGCAAGCGGGUAUAGCUGGUCUGCUGGCCAACUUGGAGCAAUCUCCGGAGCUGCAAGCUGAGUUUGAAGAAAUGUUCAAGCAAAUGGGUGCCGAGAUGAGCGCCCAAUUCGAUACUGAAGAACAGGAAGAAGCGCAAACUACCAGCAAAGACAAAGCCAAGAGUACGCCUGCCGCCACCGCAACUCCCACCGCAACUCCCACCGCAACUCCCACCGCAACUCCCACCACGGCUGCUACCACAGCUGCUCCCGCCGCGGCUCCGACGACCGCUACAUCGAGCACCCCUCAACCGGCGGCAGGCGAAAAGUCUGGUGCAGCGUUCCAAGAUACCAUUCGUCGUACCAUGGAGCGCAUGCAGUCAUCUGGUGACCAAGCCACCGCAGCGGCUGCAGCGGGCGGCGAUGACGACUUCUUGACUGAAAUGCUCAAGCAGCUUACCGCUGGCGACUUUGCCGGUGGCAGCGAAGAGGACUUUUCCAAGAUGCUCAUGGGCAUGAUGGAGCAGUUGACAAACAAGGAGAUCCUGUAUGAGCCAAUGAAGGAACUGCAUGACAAGUUCCCCGCGUGGCUCGCCAAGAACAAGGAUGCGACUCCUGCUGAGGACCUGAAGAGAUACGCAGAGCAGCAGACGAUUGUGGGAGAGAUUGUGGCCAAGUUCGAUGAGCCCACCUACUCAGACUCUAACGCGACUGAUAGAGAAUACAUUGUUGACAGGAUGCAAAAGGUAAACUCUGACCUUUUGUUUGGCCUUUCCUCUUGCGAAACAUGA